AUGUCAGGAGUAUAUACCAUUUUUGUAUCGCUUUUCAGCACAAUCAUGAAUAUUGUUAUCGUAACAACAUUUCAAAAACGAUUCCGUCAUGCAAUACAAACACCUCCAGCAACUAAACCCAAACUUGUUCAAAACUGGCUGACACGAUUAUUCAAGGCAGAUCCUCAAAUCAACGUUAAAAGCCGUAAGGCUAUUUCAUUAGUGACCAAACCGUACAAAAUACACACUCAUCAAACUCUUGUCACUCUGGCAGCAUCAUCCAUUAUUCUUUCUAUUGGAAGCCUGGCUGGAUUGAUUGUGAUGCAAUAUAGUCUUUCGACUACAGGCGAUAGAAAGUCGAUGCUGAUGAUUGUGCAUAUGCACCAGGUUAGUUUGGGGCUAUUCUGUUUGUAUACAGCGGGUCAGACAUACUUGUUUGAGAUGAUCAAGCAUACACACGAAAGUAUAGCACUGGGAACAGGAAUGAAUCAUGGGCUAGCUAAUAUCUCUGGAAGCUCUGGAAUGGAGUCUGCUGUUGGCUCAUAUACAUCUGGCGGGCUACAUCGAGGCGUAGUUAAUUCAACCACGGGGAUAUCUAUUGCAGGUAUUUUACUUCGUCCAUCAGAAUCGCAUCCUAUUCAUUCCAGCAAACGCCGAGCACCCAUUGACGAGUUUCUACGUGACACGCGCAGCAUCAGCACUGAAGCGUCCUUAUCAAGCAGUAUUAACAAGCCUCAAGCCAUUACAACUAAUACAUCGUCCAAAAGUAGCUCAUCUGAAGUAGUAAUGGGCAGUUUGAGAUCUAAUGGAGCCAUACCAACAAAUGGAUUGAUUGGCAUACCUUUCAGUGCAAGUCGAACACGAAUCGUAUCAAGUGAUUAUGUCGAAAAUCAUAUUUUGCCAUCUGGAGGUGAACAGCCAACUUUGAUAUCAAAAACACUGGCAUGUAGCCAUUCAAUUGGUCAAGCAGAGUUAUCGACUUCUUCAGUCUUUGUCUCACUUAAUGCUAAGCUACCAUCACUUGAAUUCAAGAAUAUAGUGGAACUUCCAGGUACAAGUCUAGGUAAUCUUGAGCCGCCUGAUACAAUACUUGCGCAAAGAAGUAGACCUAGAUCGUCUUCUUGCGGAUCAAAACCGCACUCGAAAACUAGCAUAGAUUUCAACUCUAAUGGGAAAAUAUUUCAUGACCUAAACAAUACUUUAGACGAUGGUCAUUUGAAAGCACUACCAAAAUAA
Messenger RNA from Batrachochytrium dendrobatidis JAM81, 1215 nucleotides. RefSeq lists its product as uncharacterized. The transcript has a single exon. Lineage: Eukaryota; Fungi; Chytridiomycota; Chytridiomycetes; Rhizophydiales. The record is from RefSeq and is a predicted model, not a curated record. Bases 1 to 1215 code for a protein of 404 amino acids.